Molecule: messenger RNA, 2801 nt
Organism: Epinephelus moara (kelp grouper)
Lineage: Eukaryota; Metazoa; Chordata; Actinopteri; Perciformes; Serranidae
Exons: 1
Biological process (GO): telomere maintenance; DNA repair
Molecular function (GO): DNA helicase activity; ATP hydrolysis activity
Source: RefSeq, a predicted model, not a curated record
GAGGAGUCUCUGAAGCAGUUGUUGCAGUUUCAUGAUGGAUUUAGGUUUUUAAAGCCUCUUCGUGGGACUCCUGCGUUUUGGAUGUCCGUGCAGAAGGACGUCUUGGCAUGUGUGCAUCAGUUAGGGAUUCCGACGUGGUUUUGCUCGUUUUCGUCUGCAGAUCUGCGCUGGCAGAAUCUCCUGACCAGCAUCCUGAAGCAGGAAGGCAGAACGCAGACGGUAGAGGAUUUGGAGUGGGCAGACAGGUGUCAGUUGUUGCGUGGUAACCCAGUUACAGCAGCGAGGAUGUUUGAUUACAGAUGGCAUUGUUUUCUUAACGAGGUUCUCAUGUCUCCUGCUCAACCAAUUGGCAAAAUCAUAAAUUAUUUUCAUAGAGUCGAGUUUCAGCAACGCGGUUCUCCUCAUGUUCACUGUCUGUUUUGGAUUGAGGGUGCUCCCCAAAUUGAUAAGAAUACAGACGAGGAGGUUGUAGAGUUUAUUGAUAAGUACGUAUCGUGUGAGUUACCCUCAGAUGAUGACGCAUUAUUGGACAUUGUGUCAUCAGUGCAAACACAUUCCAAACGACAUUCAAAGUCAUGCAGGAAAAAGAAGACUGUAUGUCGUUUCAAUUUCCCAAAACCUGUGUCUGAGCGUACAUUUAUUUGUAAAAUAGAAGAAAUAAAAUGCACAUGUGACAAGAAGGAGGCAGAGAAGACAGGGGAGGAUCCUCAGUCAGAAGACAAACCAGUCUGUAGGUGUUUUGACAGGAGUAACAAGAUGAGAGCAGAGAUUGCGAAGUCCAUAUUGGAAUCCGUUAAGAAAGCAGUGGAAAGUGAGUCGUUUGGUAGUGUAGAGGAGUUAUUUAUGAGUGUGGGCAUUAAUCAGGAGAUUUUUGAAAUGGCAUAUAGGAAAAUGCAAAAGAAGACCAAGGUAGUUUAUAAGAGAGGAGUAAAUGAAGUUUGGGUCAAUCAGUAUAGCAAGCAGUUGUUGAAGUGUUGGAACGCUAACAUUGAUGUGAGCUUUGUAACUGAUGCGUAUGCAGUUGUUGUGUAUAUAAUAUCGUAUAUUACAAAAGCAGAGAGAGAAAUUGGCCUGUUAUUGAGUAAUGCCCAAAAAGAAGCCAAAAACCAAGCAAAUGUCUCAGCUAAAGACGCGUUGAAGAAGUUGGGUAGUGUGUAUUUGCAUAAUAGGGACGUUAGUGCUCAGGAGGCAGUGUAUAGGUUAACGAACUUGCAUUUGAAGGAGUGCUCUAGGAAGGUUGUGUUUGUGCCGACAGGGAAUAAUAUAGUGAAGAUGAGUUUACCCCUCAGUGUUUUGAGGCAGAGAGCAUCUGCACACGAUCUUAGCACAGAAGAUAUGUGGAUGACGAGCUUCGUGGAUAGAUAUAGGAACAGGCCCGACGGUGAUGUGUUUGAAAAUAUGUGUAUGGCGACAUUUGCGUCGGAGUAUCGUGUUCUUUCCAAAAACGAAAAGUCUCCGGACAUGAUUCGAUUGAAAAAUGAUUUGGGCUUCAUUUUGAAGAGAACACGUACUCAGUUUGCGGUUGUUUGGUACAUGCGCGUUAGUUUGGAAAAACAUCCAGAGUUGCAUUUUCAGAGUUUGCUGCAGUUGUUCCUUCCAUAUAGAACUGACUCAGACCUCAAACCUGAAGGCUUUGAGCUGUUUGAACAGUUCCAUGAGGAUGGAAGUGUAGCAUUUAGUGACGGGUCGGUACAUGUGGUUAAGGACGUGGUGAAGGAUAAUAGAGCAGUAUUUGAUGUAGAUAAUCCAGAUUUAGAGCGUGCGCAGGAGAUUGCAGAGCAGCACGGUGUAGAUGAGGAGGAUGCUUGGGGGGAGCUGUGUCCUGAACAGGAAGUUGAACGCCUUGAGUGUUUAGAGGAGAGAAGGCAGCAGCAGGGAUCUGAGAUAGUAGAGGAGCAGUUACAAGAACGUCUGGAGAAUGUGCCAGAUUUGGUUAUUGGUAGUAGACAGGUAGCGCAGUUGGAGAGGAAGAGGAAUGUGAUGUGUAGAAGUGAGGGCUUAGCUUUAGUUAGGUCUCUCAAUGAGACACAGAUGGCUGUGUUUUAUAAGGUCAGACAGUGGUGUUUGCAGAAGGUGAUGGGUAAAAACCCAGAACCUCUGCAUGUGUUUGUGACAGGUGGUGCAGGGAUGGGGAAAAGUCAUUUAAUUAGGGCUAUUCAGUAUGAGGCAGGGAGGUUGUUGUCCACACUUUGUGAUCAACCAGACGAUAUUUGUGUUUUGUUAACCGCACCUACAGGCAUAGCUGCAUACAAUUUAAAUGCAGCAACAAUUCAUCACACAUUAAGUAUUGGCACGCAUGCCAGUUUGCCUUACAUCCCUUUGGGUGAGGACAAACUAAACUCUUUGAGAGCCAAAUUUAGUCAACUCCAAAUUGUAAUCAUAGAUGAAAUCAGUAUGGUUGAUCACAAUCUGUUGGCAUAUGUUCAUGGUAGGUUAAGGCAGGUGAAGCAGACAGGCGACUUUUCCCCAUUUGGUAAUGUCAGUGUGAUAGCUGUUGGAGACUUCUAUCAGUUGCCUCCCGUUAAAGGGAAACCUCUGUAUAGCUGUCCGCUUGGUGUGGACCUGUGGUGUGGUUUUAGUAUAGUGGAGUUGACAACCAUAGUUAGGCAGAAGAAUAGUGUGUUUACAGCGUUGCUGAACAGGUUGAGAGUGCAUUCAAAGGCCACCCCCAUGUUAGCUAGUGAUGUUGAAAUAUUAAAGGCUUGCGAGACAGGGGAAGAGAGCUCUGCUUUGCAUAUUUUUCCAACAAAUAUGCAAGUACUCGUACUUGUACUCAUACUCGUCGUCCUCCGCUUAUCCGG